UGCGACUUUGCUGUGCGAAUAUUUGACUUGAUGUCACAAAUCCACAUUAUUGUGUUCACUUUUACACCAAGUAUGAACCAGCUGUUAUUAGUUAUUACUGAUCUUCCCUGGACAAGCCCUUAAAAAAUACAUCCUCCAGAGCCAAGGAACAUAGAAAAAAAUAAAAUCAUUGGACAUAAAGAAGGAUUUGAUUAAAAAAUAAGCAGAACAAAAAUUUAUCAGGCUCAAGAAACUCCUGUUCUAUCCCACUCUGCUUCCAUAGCACUACAACAGAAAUGUGAUUCUCUAAAAAACACAGUAACUGUAGAGCUGAGGAUGUACCGGUGUGUUUUGUUGAAAGUGUGCUACAUUAUAAAGACAAAGCUCCUGUAUCAAGGGCUGCGACCUGCAAGUAAGAACAUCACAUGUUUGUAUCACCCUGAAGAUUGUAAUGUAAUGAGAGGAUUCAGAACAAUACCAUUACAUACGUGUGUACCAUAGGUUCACGCACUUCAACUUGAUACAUGCACAUGUACAAUGUACAGUGCAGUGUUACAUUACCAGGGUGACUCUCUGCACAGUCAGCAGCACAGCUGAUGCAAUCUUGACCUGGGGUCGAGGGGAGGGGGGAGUCUUGCCACCUGUCAACGACAGUAGCAACAAAAAGGACAGGUUGUUUCUGGUCUGUUUCUAUUCUAAUUGCUCUACGAUCGUACAUUGCCUCAGUGCACCAGACAAGUAUAAUAUUGAUCAUUGGCCAAGCUUGGUGAGAGAUAUGAGUGCAACUCCAAUGGCAAGGAGGAGGAAACAGCUAAAUUACUGCAAGAAAUCUGAACAGAUGAACACUAGACUACAAAGUGAUAAAAGGUCACGGAAUUCUGGCAGUAAUUUCCAAGAGACCAAUCAACAGUGAGCUGAAUUACACUCAUCAUCAGGGAUACAGCAUACCUCUGUACAUACAAGUUUUCUUUUGUAUUUUAGGGCCAUGGAAAAAGCCUGAAAUCUGUGCAAUACCAAAGUUCUGGACCUAAAAAAAUUGUAGUGAUAAUAUUUCUUGUGUCAGAAAAAUUGCUUUUUAACAUUUCUGGCCUCACAUUACAAGGAAAACAUACCUUGCUUGUGGUCUUUUCUGACAUACAUGAAUUCUUUGUUUUUAUAAUGAAGUGAGCUGUUGAAUAUAUAAUCCAAAUUUCUAAGUUUGUGAAAUUAAAAGAAGACAUAGGAUUUUUGGAAGGAACAGUAUAUAAUUCCUGAUUCAAAAUGGUGGGAUUUAAACCCACUGAGAUACCACCCACUCUGGGCAUGAAGUUCAUCAGUGCAGGAUUGGCAGCAUGUAUUGCCGAUGCAGCUACAUUCCCCUUGGAUACAGCCAAAGUAAGACUACAGAUUCAAGGUGAGAGUGCCUCAGCCCAGAAGAAUUCAUUCUCCUUUUCCAAAGCAAGAGAGGAGAAAGCAAAAUUCCAGUAUCGUGGCAUCUUUGGAACCAUCACCACCAUCAUCCGGCAGGAAGGGCCUCGCAGUCUGUACAAUGGUCUGGUGCCCGGCCUCCAACGCCAGAUGUGUUUUGCCUCUGUCCGAAUCGGACUGUAUGAUUCAGUGAAACAGGUGUACACAGGUUACUUGGGAAUGAACAUUGUGACAAGAAUCUUGGCCGGUAUCACAACAGGGGCACUGGCAGUGACGUUGGCUCAGCCAACAGACGUGGUGAAAGUACGCAUGCAAGCACAGAAUAACAUUGACCCCACCAAACCAAAGCGCUACACAGGAGCCAUGCAUGCAUACAAGACAAUAGCUCAGACUGAAGGUGUCAAGGGUCUAUGGAAAGGCACAUUUCCCAAUAUUGCACGGAAUGCCAUAGUCAACGCUAGUGAGUUAGUGGCCUAUGACAUGAUCAAAGAGCGGAUUCUGCGGACUGGACUCCUAGCUGACAUGUUCCCCUGCCACUUCCUCUCAGCAUUCGGUGCUGGGUUUGUCACUACGUGUGUUGCCUCUCCUGUUGAUGUGGUCAAAACCAGGUACAUGAACUCCCCACCAGGCCAGUACAAAGGGGCCAUUGAUGUUGCAGUCAAGAUGUUCAGGGAAGGUGGUCCCAUGGCGUUCUAUAAAGGAUUCAUGCCAAAUUUUGUACGCCUUGGUUCCUGGAACAUUGCCAUGUUUGUCUGCUUUGAGCAACUGAAACGAGGCUGUGUGCUCCUAUUCAACUAGCACCCCUAGUUUAAGUUAGGUCAGUGACUUUCAGCAAGCAGAUUGCAAAUAUGUCCUAACUCUUAAAUGAUCAAGCUGUUUUUAAAUGUGUGGAAUGGUGGGAAGGAAUGUAAUCAUUAAAAUAGAACCACCCUUUCCUUCAAAAUGGUUGUCUGUCAGCAGACUUUGUGAAAAUUGGAUGCACUGUUUUCAAGAAAUGCUAACUUUCCCAACUAAACGUGUUUAGUGUUUGAAUUGACAUGGGUAAAAGCAUGAACCUUGGAAGACCACAACAAUGAACAUUGUGUCAGAGUGAAUUGAAUUUCACAGAUGAACUUAUAAUGGAAGUCUUAACAUGCAUUGGAAAUUUCAAAAAGAUUAAUUGGAAUGCUUCCAUACGGAUACAUGUACCUGCAUAGCAAUUGAUUCCAGUCACAAGUCCUCAGCAAGUACAUGUAUUAUACAACACGUGCAUAAAUCCCUGUCAGGGAAUUGGUGGAUCAUUGAUAACAUGUUCUUGAUGGAAAAUAUCUCUACUGAUUGCUGUGAUAUGGUCCAACUUUCACCAAGCCUAUUAUUUUAGUUUACAAUGUAUUUCUAAAUGAAACAGCUAUGAAAUAAGGUACAAAAUUUACUCAAGACUACAGGAACAUGCUUAUUUGGAUUUGACAAGAUCCUAUAGUGAUGAAUGUGUGGGACACUUACUGUAGACUGGCAAAAUGAACCACCAAAAAAAUCUCCACCUAACGUUUCAUUUGGGAGUCAGGUUGGUGCAGUGUUUCUUUCUUCGCCUUCCACCUCUUGGGGCUUUGGUUCGAAUCCAGCUGACUUUG
This is a messenger RNA of Acanthaster planci (crown-of-thorns starfish), 2996 nucleotides long. Its product is annotated as putative mitochondrial transporter UCP3. Gene Ontology annotation, biological process: transmembrane transport. The record is from RefSeq and is a predicted model, not a curated record. NCBI's taxonomy places the organism in Eukaryota, Metazoa, Echinodermata, Asteroidea, Valvatida, Acanthasteridae.